UAGGAUGUUUUUUUUGUUGAGCAGCUGCGCCAAUUUUCCGAAAGAAUCAUCAAUUAAACCAGGAGAGCGUCUGCAAUCGGGGUUAUCAUCGUCACCGGAAGCCCCACGAUCCGGUGCCCUGCAGGUGGCAACAAACUGCGACGGCUGAAGGCGGAGAAUUCUCGAAAAGAAAUUGAUCUGGAUCAAUCUCCUGGGAGUAGCGAUGGCCAGUUGUUUGUAGAGGUGCCCCUGAAAUCGUUACCAUUCCCGUUCCGGUUUGCCGCAAUGCACGAGCUGCUGCCACAGUGAGGUCUCCCUCGAACGACGCCCGGAGCUAGCACAGAGCAUGGAAACGGAUAGCAGUGACAGCAGCGGGGACAGCGUUAAAUCCAUUCCCCGUCCGGACUUUGAAGCCCUAUCCGCCAUCGAUAGCCCCCAGCCGCAGCUGCAGGCCUCUCCUCUGGAUGGCAACAACGACAUGGAGACGGGAGUCAGCAGCAGCAUGCCCAGCAAGCGACAAAAGUAUGUGGUCAGUGCACCACCAGGAUCCGCCAACGGCAGCAGCAACUCAUCCAACUCAAGUCCCUCGAAUGCCAAUGUCGGCUCCUCCCUGACCAUGAAGCUCACCAAAGUUCAACCUCAGGUGCAGCAUGCCCAACGCACCUCAACGCCCAACAAUAAGUCGAGCAAGGUUCCCAAGGAGAUGAUUGCCUUGCAGCGUUCGCAUAUCGAAUCCGAGGUGCUGACCAACUUCGUUUCCGAAGUCUCCAAGUUUAAGCGCCGUAAGUCUCGAUAUGUUCCCGAACCGCUCGACGCUCCUAUAGCGAGGGUGGAGCUCUCCCGCAGCUUGAACUUGGAGGCCAAAAGGGAGAAAAAGUCGCGCAAGUCGGCCCUGAAAAGGAGCAAGAGCAUACCCGCUCCUAAUUGGGACUCUGAUGAUGAUUGGCAAGAUGAUGACAAGUCCCGCAUGGCACGAGGCCGAUCGAUGGCCUGCGAUGAGCUGCAUGUGGAGGAUAGCAAUAGCAACCCGCCACCGAUGAGCAGCGUGUUCGACCGCACGCGAUCUCGCAGCAAAACCCUGUCCGUGAGCAACGAGGAUCGGUUGCCGAGGAGAAGCAACUUACGCAGCGAAAACGAUGACUUUGCCAAGAAGCACAGUGCCUUCCUGGACAGCGUCAUGACCGAUGACCCGGAAACGGAGCUGACACUGAACACUGCAAACGAAGUGGAUGUGGAAGCCGAUUGGUCCGCUAGCGAUCUAGCAACCCACAACUCGACCUUCUCGGAAAACCGGGCGGACUCUGCUGAAAACCAGGAGGAGGAACAGGUGGCCGAUCGACUUCGACUCAUUUGGCAGGCGCCGCCCAUGGAUGGCUGGGAUCCCUUCUGCUGGAAGUGCCGGGAAUGCGGCCAGCUUAUGCCCUGCUCUAAGUGUCUGCGAUCCUUUCACACCUACUGCGUGCGACCAGCCACCACCAAGUUCGACUCAUCCUGGAAGUGUCCCGAAUGCCAAUCAAUCGAGGCAGCGCCGAAGAGGCUGCGACGCAACGAUGUCUCCGUGGAUCUGCUAAGCCAGCUGCUCUUCUUUGCCCUGGAGCGCAUGAAGCACGUGCGUGGGGCCCAUAAGCUCCGUUCGCCGCAAGAGGUCUUCCCGCUGACGUACAAGAAGUACUUUGUAAAUCCCGUUAGCUUCGCCAGCCUGGCGGAGUGCAUCCGCCGCGGAGCUUACCAGAGCACCGAGGAGUUCCUCAGCGAGGUCAAAUGGAUCCAGCACAACGCCCUGAUCAUGGACACUGGAGAUGUCAAGGUGGAACAGGCUUCCAAGGCGGUGGUGAAGGUCUGCCGACAGGAGGCCAACGAGAUCGACACCUGCCCGGAGUGCUAUCUGAACGCCAACUCCAGCGACGAGUGGUUCGUGAAGGUCUGCCGGCAUCCCCACCUGCUGCUCUGGGCCAAGCUGAAGGGCUUCCCCUACUGGCCGGCCAAGGCGAUGGGUGUCUCGAACUCUACGCUCGUUAAUGUCCGCUUCUUUGGCAAGCACGAUCGAGCCUUUGUGCCCGUCAAGGAUUGCUUCCUGUACUCCGCCCAGAAUCCGAAUACCCAAACCAGUCGAAGAUCGGCAAGGGAUCUGGCAGAAUGCGUUCGUGAAGUCGAGGUCCACAUUGAGAAUAUAAAGAUGAAGAUCGGGGCCUUCUGCUAUGCCGAAUAUCGCACAGCCUACGACCCGCUGGAGGAGCAACAGCAGCUGGAGCAGAUGAUGCCGGGCGUGUAUGAAGCCAUUGAUCGGGAACUGGAGCCGGCCAAUAAGACGCCGUUGCAGUUUCUUAUCCGCAAGACAGCCGACGAUAAGUUGUCCAUAGUGAAGAAGACCAAGACCACAGAGUCUGGCAAUGAAUCGGAUCAGUCAUGCAGCCCCGUGAAGAAGCCUCCAGAAGCGCCGGAAGCUGUAGCAUCAAGUGACCCACAUCCCAAGCUUAAUAAGAGCAACAACUAUGAGGUCAUAUCCAGAUCCGGUGAGUCCCUAAGCGACUCCCGGUGCAAGGUGCUGCUCAAGCGAAAAUCACUGGCUGCUAAAACUACGUCAAGCUCUGUAGAGGCACCAUUACAAAGAGCAGAACCAUCACCAGUUCCAGCACUGGAAGCAACAGCUCCGGCUGUGCCCGCCAAGCGCAAACAUUCCCUAAGCGAUGCCAGCUGCACUAGUGAGUCCAGUGACCACAAACGCAAAGUCAAACAUGCCAAGAAGCAUCAGGAACAGGAUCAGGAAGUGGCAGCAGAACAAAGAGAAGUUGUUAAAAAGCCAUGCAAGUCUCCAGAACCAAGCAGAGUAGAGAAAUCUUCUGAGAAACACACGGCAAAAGCUCCAGAAGGUUCUCCCGCCUCCGUGGUUUCUGUGGUGGAGCUGGUCAGACGUCGCCAAGGGGUGACCAUCACCAAGAUACCACGCGAUCAGCAGCAGGCAGUGGCGGCUGCCCCAGAGGCAGCACCAGUGGCAGCACCACCUCCUCCAGAAGCAGAACCGCCUCCUCCGGCAGCAGCGCCCCUUCCUACUUCUCCACCGGUGGCCAAGCCAAAGGCACCGGAGCGCAAUCAAGCCCGGAAACAGUCCGACGUUGAGCGUCAACAACAGCAACUCAUUAAGAAAGUGAUUCCAUUUGUAGAGAUCAAAACGGAGAUCAUGUCGGAUCCAGAGGAGGAUGAAGCCACUCUGCAGCUUCCCGUACCAGAGCCAGAACAGCUGGCACAACCGGAGCCAUCACCCGUGCCAACUGCUCCUCCGCCCGAACACAUAGAAACUCCUCUUCCCGAGAAUAUUAAAAUCAAAGAAGAGAUUCUCAGCGAGGAUGAGAUGGAGGUAGAUCAGCUGUCACACCAACAUCAGGCCAGUGUAAGUCAGAGGCUGGAAGCGCUUCCGCCGAUGCCACAACCCAUGCCCCCACCGCCUCCUUCUUUGCCCUCGCGACCCUACGUAGAGGCCGGACGUGAGGAGACAACCACCACGGAAGCCCCUGUGCGCCAUGUGGGCGAUACGACCAUCCAAAAAUUGAGCCAAAAGCAGGGAGGCAAGUCCAUGGACUCCACCGCCAAGCGUCGUGGCGCACAAGCAUCAUCGCCGGCUCUCUCGCCAGUGCCAUCUUUUGUCCCAUCCGCACCAUCAACGGAGUCGCUUUCGCCCAAGUCAAGUGGCACUUAUGGGGUUACCAAGCCAGCCCUGGCGCCGCCACCGCAGGGCCAAUCAAAGAGUAAGUCGUCUCCAGCUCCAGCUCAGGCACCGCAGCAGCAGCAGCAAUUCCGUGUAAAGAGCGACCGGGCUAUACCCAAUCCCAGCUCAUCACCCGGGGCCCCACCGGCCAAUACCACCACAACAUCGAGUCUUCUCAGAUCCAACAUGGUGGUAAUACCCGUGGAGCAAGCAAACAACUGCAAUCCGCACAAUCCCAUGACCAUACCGGUGCCGCCCCUGAGAGCCGUUUCCAAGAGCACCUUGCAGAGCACAGCCGCCUCGCUGCUGCCAGCGCCUUCCCCGGUGUCCAUGCCCACGCAACCCGCAAGCGCCAUAUCUGUGCCACCCUUAGCUGGCCUAAGCUUUUCGGCCAUGCCCUCCACGUCCGCAGCAUCCCAAGGAAACGGUGGAGGAGACAUGGCGGGUGGACUUUUAGCCAGCGCUUUGAACGGAAGGUCAAGCCAUGAACCAAGCCUGGUUAGUGAAUCCCAUCCGAAUGAUCCCAUAACCCCUGGCAUGGCCACGGCCAUGAGUGAGAUGCUGCUGCGCUCUGGGCCGCCCAAGCUGGUAGCACGUCCUGGCGGGCCGCUUCAGUCGGAUGGCUCCCACAUUUAUCCCUCACAGGCAGGACCCGUCUCGCAGAAGCUAAAGGAAAAUGCCCAUAAGAUCACAGACUACUUCAUCUCCGUCAUCGAAGACACCCUUAGUGACAUGGCCACCGGAGACCAGAGUGUUCUCCAAGCCCGCAUCACCGGCUUGUCGCUCGAAAACGAGCGUUUGAAACAGCACUACGACCGCCAGUUGACGGACUUGCAGCGGACCAGUGAACUGAUGCUCUCUGAGAUGCGCAAGACGCUGGACCAGGAACAUCGGCGCGUGAUCAGCGAGCUGCGCCAGCAGGCUAACAUCGAGCGGAUGCGGGCCGUGGACGAGGCGAAGAAGAAACAGUGGUGCGCCAACUGCAUGCGCGAGGCGCAGCUGUACUGUUGCUGGAACACCUCGUAUUGCGAUUAUCCCUGCCAGCAGAUGCACUGGCCCAGGCAUUCGGCCACCUGUGGGCAGACCGUAAACGUACAGGUGCCGCUCUCGCCUGCAGUUCCAACAUCCUCGUCAUCAGUUGUAGAGAAUGUGCGCUCGCCCAAGUCCAAAGCGGCGACGAUGGCAACGCCACCAGCGCCUUCAGGCAAUACCCCUCCCACUCCCAGUGUCAGGACAACGACUGCCGUCUGUCCAUCCCCGGCGGGACCUGUGGCCACUGGUCCAGUAGGUAAAAAGUGGCCGCCCAUGAUGAAUCCCAUGAUGAACCAGCAGCCGCCCCCCAAUCCGGAUACAACUUUGCUGAAGCUGCCCUCCAGCACAUAUUUACGCCCAGUGGUCAGUACCGUGACAAAUACGGUUACGGCCACGCCGACAGUAAAUAACAGCAUUAAUCCCAUGCUCCCCUCCUCGUCGGGAAACCACAUGGCCCACCUCAUGCCCAGCGCCAUUCAGCGACAGAAUAACACGGCCAACUUCAAUCCCAAGCCUGUGGCGCAACCCAUGCCCGUGCAGCGCUACAACAUACCCUUACCCAUCACCAUAAAUCCUAGUGGCGCGCCAUACGGCCUCAUUGCGGAGCAGCAUCAGAAGCAGCAGCCGGCGCCCAAGGCCAAGGCACGCAGACAGAACAACACAACGAUUCGGCAGGUAAACAGCACCAAUAGCCCGGGCAUGAGGCCCAACCAUAUGAACCAAGUGUUCCACCCAUGAAUCUUUGACAACGGAAAGCGAAACGAAGGAGGAGGAAGAUUUCCCCAAAACGGAAAGACUGCCUGUGAUUCAGGAUACAACAUUUUCAAUGAUAUUCCAGAGAAACUCCUUUAAUUCAAGUGUCUGAAAUUCGUAUCCUUAUUUCUCUUAUUAUAUAUUUUAAUUUCUCGACCCCCCCGACGGCGUGCAGCUAAUACGUUAAUUUGUACUCCCAGAGUAGCACAUACACUGAAAGUUUACGUUUGGUCAGGUUUAUAUGUAUAAAGAUAAUAAUAGGGUUAAGAUAACAGUAUGUGUAGGUCCUUGGAAUGUGUUGAUUUAGAUUGACGGUCUUACCUAUAACCUAGACAGGCCGCCUAGCCAGUAAGAACCCAUAAGAUGGACUUUUGAAAAUCAUAGCGAUAAGAUCAUGUCAUUCUCAAUUUGAUGAAGCAUUAUUGUACAUGUCAUAGUUUUCACUCACCACAUUACAUACAUUUUAUGUAUAUUUAAAGCCAAGCUAAAAGCGGAAACUGAAUAAAUGUUUGCGUUUAAUUUAAAAAG
This is a messenger RNA of Drosophila serrata, 5995 nucleotides long. RefSeq names its product Zinc finger MYND-type containing 8 (gene Zmynd8). Gene Ontology annotation, molecular function: transcription corepressor activity; protein binding. Lineage: Eukaryota; Metazoa; Arthropoda; Insecta; Diptera; Drosophilidae. The record is from RefSeq and is a predicted model, not a curated record. Gene Ontology annotation, cellular component: nucleus; cytoplasm.